GCAGUAAUCCCCAAAGGGUGCGCCUCCGUGUCCAGACGGAAUCGACCGCCACACGGUUCGUCGAAGGGCACGGCGGUGGGAGAAAGACCUGCCGCCUUCUCCUCCUCUGGCAGGCUGCGCAUACCAAUCUCCCACGGAGUCGUCAGCUUCUUGAUAGCGCCAUGCCCCCGAAAGAUCUUCCCGGCUUCUAUUACGACGUGGAGAAGAAUCGCUACUUCCCUAUCAAAGGUCCCAUUCCUGGCUCGAAGCGUCCGCUGGUUUCCUCCUCGGUUUCGUGUUCUUCAUCAAAACGGGCUACUAAUGGGGAGUUCUCCAAUCCAUAUCAGGAUCAUCAAAUGCACCAAGCGAGCCGAAGAAAGCUGUUAAAAUCUUCUGAGCUGCUUCAAGUUAGGGAGAUACAUGGUAGAUCUAUUGUUUCAAAUAAAUACAGAUGUAAUUUUGAACAAGAGUAUCAAAAGCUGCAAGCUUCUUAUCCCAUGGUGUGGAAAUAUCAAAACACGGUUGGUGUAUCCGAUGGUGCAUUGGAGCAACUACAUGGUAUUGUUCAAACACCCAAAGGUUUGCAGUUGCAAAAAUUUUUGACAAUGGGUAGUAUGACUGGUUACAUCAGUCUGUAUGAAGUUGCAACAGUCAGCCAAUAUUUUGAUUAUCGGUUUGAGUGCAUACCAAAGCCCAUUUGGUCUGUGAGAAAUCCCAAAACAUGUGACGAUUCUGGAAUUGCUGGUAUAUGGUGCUUGGCAGAGUCUCUUCCAGGUUUUUCAUCCAGUAUUUCCUGCAUAAAGAAGUUUAGUGGGAAUUUUUCUGAUACCACUCAGGAUGGUUCUUCCUUUCGCCAUGCUUUCUUGACACUGCACAUGAUGACCACUUUUGGAUCAGGAGCAGCUGGUGGUUCUGUCUAUAUUCUGAAUCUACAUGAACCUCUAGAUUUAAUUUUAAGUUCUGGCAGCCUUUUUAGCCAUAUUUCACAGAUUGCAUCAUUCGAUCGCACAAUAUGGACUGCUGAUUGUAAUUCACAUGGGACACAAGCAGUGAUUGGUACUAAUCUUGGAGCUACAUUGAUAAACUUAGAAACCGAAGAGGUGUCAUGGUUCUACCGUAGUCGAAGUGAUGUCUUUUCGCAACAGUUUAUUCAUUCGGGAAAUGUUGUUCUAUGUGGGCAAAGAAAUGGAGCAGUUAUAUCAGUUGAUAUUCGGCAAAAACAAUCAAGGCAUAAGCUUGGUAGAAAUUUGAAUUCAUCUGAUGCUGUCUUCAUGUCUUCGGCUGUUUGCAGUUUGGUAGCACUUCAAUCAGAUGAUAACUAUUUUUUAGCUAGCUCCAUGGAUGGAUCUAUCAAACUCUUUGACUGCCGUCUUCUUCAAAGAGGAUCAGUCCAAUCUUACGCAGGACAUGUGAAUUCACACACCCGUUUGCAACUUGGAGUGAACCCAUCUGAAACAUUUCUUAUAUCGGGUGGGGAGGACUGCUUUUUGCGCAUAUGGAGCAUCAAGAACGGUGAGCUUAUAUUUGGGGAGAAAGUCUCGGACUCGAUACUCACAACGGUUUGCUGGCCAAAAACUGGAAAUGAGUUUGAUGGGAAACAAAAAUCACGUAAGCAAUUAGAGUGCUGCUCCGAGUAUUCAUAUUUUCCUACCCAUAGCUGGGGUACAUGGUUGGGAUCACCUGAUGGGCUAUUUUACAUGCAUGGUACUUGAUCUAACCAAAACAAAUAUAUGUGACGGUACAUGGAAAUCUGCUGCCUUGUGGUAAGUGACACUUGGAGGAGUAUACAAGUAUCGAUGUCAAGAUAUCUGCCAGAGACUGCAUCUUCCGCUGUUCCCAGCAAUGUAGUGCUGAUCCAGUCGGUAGGUUGGAUGGAAGUUGCUGUUCUCCAGUUUUUGGAAUUAUUGUAAAUGGUUUAUCUCUGUGUUGAUGGUUAACCCUUCUCUUUUGGAGCUAACCAUGCUAAAUCAUCCUCUUUAAGCAUCAUCAACCAUGUUAUAUUUGUAUAUUUUCUGUAUUAUAAACUUCAUUAGAGCUGA
This is a messenger RNA of Musa acuminata subsp. malaccensis (wild Malaysian banana), 2018 nucleotides long. NCBI's taxonomy places the organism in Eukaryota, Viridiplantae, Streptophyta, Magnoliopsida, Zingiberales, Musaceae. The record is from RefSeq and is a predicted model, not a curated record.